UGCAAGACGCAUUUUGUAACGCGACCAUCAAAGCGUACGCUGCUUAGUUUCAUACUUACACUCGUUCGAUUCAAACGUGUUUCGUGGAGUUAAUUUACAGAAAUAUCGAGAAAAAAAUCAUAAAGUAUACGCGAUGUCUUCCGAAGGAUAUUCAGCGGAGGAGGUGGACUCGAUGCCGGAUCGUAUAGCGGCCAGCUUCAGUAACAUGACAGUCCUGAUCACCGGAGGAACAGGCUUCAUGGGAAAGGUCCUGGUGGAGAAAUUGCUAAGGAAAUGCGACGAUGUGAAGAAGAUAAUACUCCUGGUCCGACCGAAGAAGUCGAAAAACCCGAAACAGAGACUAGAAGAAAUGUUUAAUGGAGAGCUCUUCGAACAAGUCCGGAAUAUGCGCGGAGGUGUUCAGGGACUCCUGAAGAAGGUCUGCUUGGUGAGCGGCGAUGCCAGCGCUCCCGAUCUGGCCAUCAGUCCAGAAGACAGACAGAGCUUGGUUGAGAAUGUGGAUAUUAUAAUUCACGCAGCUGCAACUAUAAGGUUCGACGAAGAAUUAAAAAAGGCAGUACUCCUGAACGUAAGAGGUACUAAGCUGAUGGUGGAACUGGCGAAGGAGUGUAAGAAAUUGCAGCUUUUCAUCCACAUCUCAACAUCAUACUGUCAUCUCCAUGAGAAACUUCUAGAGGAGAAGCCAUAUCCUCCGCCAGCGGACCCUCACCAAGUCAUCCAAGCUGUGGAAUGGAUGGACGAGGAAACGAUCGCUGCUAUGACUCCCAAGUGA
This is a messenger RNA of Bombyx mandarina (wild silkworm), 772 nucleotides long. RefSeq names its product putative fatty acyl-CoA reductase CG5065. NCBI's taxonomy places the organism in Eukaryota, Metazoa, Arthropoda, Insecta, Lepidoptera, Bombycidae. Gene Ontology annotation, cellular component: peroxisome. Gene Ontology annotation, biological process: long-chain fatty-acyl-CoA metabolic process. Gene Ontology annotation, molecular function: alcohol-forming very long-chain fatty acyl-CoA reductase (NADP+) activity. The record is from RefSeq and is a predicted model, not a curated record.